This is a messenger RNA of Thalassophryne amazonica, 1715 nucleotides long. Its product is annotated as neuronal acetylcholine receptor subunit alpha-7-like. The transcript has 10 exons. The coding region runs from base 98 to 1522 and encodes 474 amino acids. Gene Ontology annotation, molecular function: acetylcholine-gated monoatomic cation-selective channel activity; transmembrane signaling receptor activity. Gene Ontology annotation, cellular component: neuron projection; postsynaptic membrane; synapse. The record is from RefSeq and is a predicted model, not a curated record. Gene Ontology annotation, biological process: regulation of membrane potential; chemical synaptic transmission; signal transduction. NCBI's taxonomy places the organism in Eukaryota, Metazoa, Chordata, Actinopteri, Batrachoidiformes, Batrachoididae.
CAAAGGGGAGGAGUUAUUAGGGCAGCCACGCCCACUGACAGGUUGAUGGACGUGAGGAAGCCUCACGCGUUCACUCCUGUGCGCCUCUUCACUCGUCAUGGACGCGGCGUGGAGCUUUUUGCUUUUCGUGUUGCUCACGGCAGGUUCAGUAAAAGUGUCUCUUCAAGGUGCAAAUGAGCGCCGGCUGUACAACGACCUGCUGAGAGAGUACAAACCUCUGGAGAGACCCGUCCACAAUGACUCUCAUGUGCUCCGUGUAGAGUUCAGCAUCACCGUCAGGCAGAUCAUUGAUAUGGAUGAGAGGAAACAGAUUUUAACAACCAGCAUGUGGCUAAAUAUGUUUUGGAAUGAUGUUUACCUGCAGUGGAACGCAGCUGACUUUCCAGGUGUGACUGCUCUCAGAUUUCCUGAACACCUCAUUUGGAAGCCUGAUAUUUGGCUUUAUAACAGUGGAGAGGACCGGUAUGAUCCAGUUUUUCACACCAACAUCGUGGUUCAACCCUCAGGCUUCUGCUCCUACAUACCUCCAGGGAUCUUCAAGAGCACGUGCUCCAUUGAUGUGCGGUGGUUCCCCUUUGACAUGCAGAGAUGCGAGCUGAAGUUUGGCUCCUGGACUUAUGGAGCCUGGUCUUUAGACUUGCAGAUGAAGGAGGCAGAUCUCUCUAACUAUGUCACCAAUGGCGAAUGGGAUCUUGUUGAGGUUCCCGGGAAGCAGAAUGAGGGUGUUUACGCCUGCUGUGAGGAGCACUACCCUGAUGUCACAUUUACACUGGUAAUGCGGAGGCGAACGCUCUACUAUGGCCUGAAUCUCCUCAUCCCCGGUGUCCUGAUCUCUGCCCUGGCAGUGCUUGUGUUUCUGCUGCCUGCUGACUCUGGGGAGAAGAUCUCUCUCGGAAUUACCGUCCUGCUUUCCCUGAUUGUACUGAUGCUGCUGGUUGCAGAGAUCACUCCAGCUACUUCAGAUUCCAUGCCUUUAAUAGUUCAAUACUUUGCCACUACCAUGUUCGUUGUUGGAUUGUCAGUAAUUGCGACAGUUAUUGUCUUGCACUGCCAUCACCACGACCCAGCUGGAGGAAAAGUGCCAAAGUGGGCACGUGUAUUCCUCUUCGACUGGUGCGCCUGGUUUCUUCAAAUGAAGCGCCCGCAAAGCAGCCUGACCAGCAUGGAACUUAGCCAUAGCACCGCAGCACGGAAGUCCACCGAUGGCAGCAAGACUAACGUUGAGAGCACGCCAUACUCCUCUACCGCCGGCUCCUCUGACUCAGCCGCCCCGUCCUCACAGGUCGCUUCAGGCGGUGGAAUCGAAUCGGAGCUGGUCAUGAUCCUGGAGGAGGUUCGCUAUAUCGCCAAACGCUUUUUCAACCAAGACAGAGAUGCGUCUGUGUGUAGUGAGUGGAAAUUUGCUGCAGCUGUUAUUGAUCGGCUUUGCCUUGUGGUUUUCACACUUGUCGUGAUCCUGUACACCAUCGGAAUUCUCAUGUCAGCUCCCACCUUUGGAGGGUCCAUUUCAAAAAAUGUUUAAAAUUUUAACCCAGGGAGCGAGUACCAAAAGAAAAUCUACUCAUGUUAACACAUUUACUCAUGUCAAUCAGGCGCCUGUAAUGAGUUAUCACUUCAUAUUUACCUUUACUAAACAUUUAUUUAAUCCAUUUGAGAUAUGUUUAUUGUAUUAAUCAUUAAUUGAUCAAUACCAGCAUUUCUUUUUUUGUGCUAGU